GAGAGAGAGCCAGAGAAAGAGCGAGAGAGAGACAGCCAGAGAGAGAGAGCCAGAGAGAGAGAGAGAGAGAAGGGAAAGGAAGUGGUGAGGAUGCUCUACAGUUGCUGCAGCACUUUGCUCCCCGUCUCAACACAGUCAGUCAGCCCGCCACAGAGUUCACAUCGGAGUAUCAUUGUUUCUGACCUGCAUUCUUCCCUGUCACCAUACGACGAUGCCUGUUAAGGAGCAGUAACCCUGGAAAAUGCAGUUUCGGUAAAGCCCGUUGGAGGUGAAUUACUGCGUCUGGUCGGUCAUCAUUGUGAGGAAAGAAGGAAGUCAACCUCACAGUUGGAGGAAGGACCGCCGAGCUUCCCUCUCAUCGAGUUCUCUCUGUGCAAAGGAUGUCAACCACCGCCUCAGCAGACAGUGUAGGAAGAGGAACCAAACCCUCUAAAGCAUUACAGGAUCAUAAAAAGCCCACAGCGACGGCCCUGAAAGGAGCCAUUCAGCUGGGUAUUGGUUAUGCUGUGGGAAACCUCAGCUCUAAACCAGACAGAGAUGUUCUCAUGCAGGACUUCUCUGUGGUGGAGAGCAUCUUCCUGCCCAGUGAGGGCAGCAACCUGACCCCAGCACAUCACUACCCAGAUUUCCGUCUGAAAACGUACGCGCCGCUGGCCUUUCGCUACUUCAGGGAGCUGUUUGGCAUCAAACCAGACGACUAUCUGUACUCUAUGUGCAAUGAGCCACUGAUCGAGCUGUCCAACCCCGGCGCCAGCAGUUCCUGGUUCUACCUCACCAGCGAUGACGAGUUCAUCAUUAAGACGGUGCAGCACAAAGAGGCCGAGUUCCUGCAGAAGCUGCUUCCUGGUUAUUACAUGAAUCUGAAUCAGAAUCCGAGGACGUUGUUGCCCAAGUUCUACGGCCUUUACUGCAUCCAGUGCAGCGGCGUCACCGUCCGCGUGGUCGUGAUGAACAACGUGCUGCCGCGCGCCAUCAAGAUGCACUACAAGUACGACCUGAAGGGUUCCUCGUACAAACGACGCGCCACGCGCAAAGAGCGCAUCAAGUCCUCGCCCACGUUCAAAGACCUGGACUUCCACGAGAUGCACGAGGGCCUGCACUUCGACCCGGACACCUACAGUGCCCUGAUGAAGACCCUGCAGAGGGACUGCCGGGUCCUCGAGAGCUUUAAGAUCAUGGACUACAGUCUCCUGCUGGGGAUUCACGUUAUAGACCGGAAGCCGCUGGUCAGAGAAAGCCGAUGUGACAGCAGGAGGGGACAGAAAGUCCUCUACUCCACCGCCCUCGAGUCCAUCCAGGGGAACACGAAGGCCCCCGAACCGGUGGCUGAUGACGACACAUUGGGUGGAAUUCCUGCGAAACAUAAAGAUGAGAACCUUCUCAUCUUUUUAGGAAUCAUCGACAUCCUUCAAUCCUACAGGUUCAUCAAGAAGGUGGAACACUCCUGGAAAGCUCUUGUACAUGACGGGGACACGGUGUCGGUUCACAGGCCCAGUUUCUAUGCGGACCGAUUUUUGAAAUUCAUGGGCACGACCGUAUUCAAAAAGAUUCACCAUUUAAGAGGAGCAUCUUCACGGAGGAAGAGGAGUUCCUUCUAUGUCCUAAAGUCCGCCUCUCAGGAGUUUCUGUCCCCGCUGAAGGAAGACAAGAAGGAAGAGAAGAAGGCCCAGAGCAUGGACAACCUGGAUGGGAACUUUUACAGUUCAUCCAAGCAACCAGAUCUCCUUCCCAGAGUUUCUUUCGAGACCAGAAGAAACAAUGAAGAGGACAUUAAAAACAGUGAAGCCCGGCGAGCCUCCAGUUCAACGAUCGCUCUGGAUGAUCCUCAGCCGGCUCCCAGCGGCAGCCUGUCCUACUCUGAACUGGGCGUCUACUUGUGUCACGCAGUCUCACCCAGGCCACCCAGCUGAAGCUGAACAGUCGUUUGUGUCCCAGCGUCCACAUUCUUGAGGGGCCACCUGGACUUCUGACCUUUGACCUCCCAGUCCCACAGUGUCGAGACAUCAGGACCUCACAACAGUGUAAAUGUGACACGAACUACAAGCAGCUUUACCACUGCGACCAUCACCUUGUGCCUCUCUGACUUUCCUUUGUUUUAGUCAAAGUGCAUGGGCCAAAUCACUGGUUCUUGAUUAGAAACUCCCAUUGAUGACAGAUGGGGAUAUAGUCUGAGCUUCUGUGCGUUACGCUGCCGCAGCCACUGUAUUGAUAUGAAACACUAUGAAGCCGUUUCCUCUCUUGUUAUUUGCACUUUGCUGCUAAUUUACCAGUGCUAACAAAGAAAAUUGAGUUUGACCUCUCCUCUUGGAUGUGUGAAUUUUCGUACAAAUGUUCUCAGCGGCUGGAUCCCUGAGGAAAUAGAUUGCCUUGUAACUUAAUCAGCUGUGAAAAAUAAUGCUGUUAUUUUAAAUCCUGGAGCCGAAUUGAGAUCAUUCAGGAGUCAGGAAUCUGAAUGAAAGAUUCUUCUGUCUAGACAUAUGUGUGAGUAAAACAGAGUUUAUAACCUCAAAUUGACUAAUUUUUUAAUCCCAAUUUGCAUCAAACAUUAAAUCAAUAUUUCAAUUGUUAAUUAUUCAUUUGUUCUAUUUUUAAACAUUCCUGUGUCAUUACUCUGGAGAACGUAGACAUCAUCUUCACUGGAAAAAAUUCAAACUAAUGCCUGCUUUAAACAGUUUUGAAUCAUGGAGGUAAAUAAUGACCAUAUUGUACUUUUAUCAACUGUCUUCUUUUUGCCUUCAAAUUAUUGAGAAUCUGCGCUUUUUUAUGUGAUUUAUAGACCCACGACUGUAUUGUAGCAAUACUUUGAAUUUGUAUCUGUGAAAUAAAUAAAUAUUUUAUGAGG
Molecule: messenger RNA, 2842 nt
Organism: Cyclopterus lumpus (lumpfish)
Lineage: Eukaryota; Metazoa; Chordata; Actinopteri; Perciformes; Cyclopteridae
Gene: pip5k1ba
Product: phosphatidylinositol-4-phosphate 5-kinase, type I, beta a
Exons: 15
Coding region: 381-1910 (509 amino acids)
Biological process (GO): phosphatidylinositol metabolic process
Molecular function (GO): phosphatidylinositol kinase activity
Source: RefSeq, a predicted model, not a curated record